AUGAAUCAAACACAUGGACAACAGUCAGAGCACCAGAGUCUGCUGGGUCCUAAAGAGUCAGAACACCAGAGUCUGCUGGGUCCUAAAGAGUCAGAACACCAGAGUCUGCUGGGUCCUAAAGAGUCAGAACACCAGAGUCUGCUGGGUCCUAAAGAGUCAGAACAGCAGAGUCUGCUGGGUCCUAAAGAGUCAGAACACCAGAGUCUGCUGGGUCCUAAAGAGUCAGAACACCAGAGUCUGCUGGGUCCUAAAGAGUCAGAACACCAGAGUCUGCUGGGUCCUAAAGAGUCAGAACACCAGAGUCUGCUGGGUCCUAAAGAGUCAGAGCACCAGAGUCUGCUGGGUCCUAAAGAGUCAGAGCACCAGAGUCUGCUGGGUCCUAAAGAGUCAGAACACCAGAGUCUGCUGGGUCCUAAAGAGUCAGAACACCAGAGUCUGCUGGGUCCUAAAGAGUCAGAACACCAGAGUCUGCUGGGUCCUAAAGAGUCAGAACACCAGAGUCUGCUGGGUCCUAAAGAGUCAGAACACCAGAGUCUGCUGGGUCCUAAAGAGUCAGAACACCAGAGUCUGCUGGGUCCUAAAGAGUCAGAACACCAGAGUCUGCUGGGUCCUAAAGAGUCAGAACACCAGAGUCUGCUGGGUCCUAAAGAGUCAGAACACCAGAGUCUGCUGGGUCCUAAAGAGUCAGAACACCAGAGUCUGCUGGGUCCUAAAGAGUCAGAGCACCAGAGUCUGCUGGGUCCUAAAGAGUCAGAACACCAGAGUCUACUGGGUCCUAAAGAGUCAGAACAGCAGAGUCUGCUGGGUCCUAAAGAGUCAGAGCACCAGAGUCUACUGGGUCCUAAAGAGUCAGAACAGCAGAGUCUGCUGGGUCCUAAAGAGUCAGAACACCAGAGUCUGCUGGGUCCUAAAGAGUCAGAACACCAGAGUCUGCUGGGUCCUAAAGAGUCAGAACACCAGAGUCUGCUGGGUCCUAAAGAGUCAGAACACCAGAGUCUGCUGGGUCCUAAAGAGUCAGACACCAGAGUCUACUGGGUCCUAAAGAGUCAGAACACCAGAGUCUGCUGGGUCCUAAAGAGUCAGAACACCAGAGUCUGCUGGGUCCUAAAGAGUCAGAACGCCAGAGUCUGCUGGGUCCUAAAGAGUCAGAACACCAGAGUCUGCUGGGUCCUAAAGAGUCAGAACACCAGAGUCUGCUGGGUCCUAAAGAGUCAGAACACCAGAGUCUGCUGGGUCCUAAAGAAGUCUGCUGGGUCCUAA
Molecule: messenger RNA, 1260 nt
Organism: Knipowitschia caucasica
Lineage: Eukaryota; Metazoa; Chordata; Actinopteri; Gobiiformes; Gobiidae
Source: the annotation of a GenBank genome assembly